Messenger RNA from Schistosoma turkestanicum, 3949 nucleotides. The record is from the annotation of a GenBank genome assembly. NCBI's taxonomy places the organism in Eukaryota, Metazoa, Platyhelminthes, Trematoda, Strigeidida, Schistosomatidae.
GCGAGAUUUCAAACCUGACGCCUCGUUUGUUAGUUGUUUUGUUACCAAAAUCCUGUACAUUAUCUUAUGAUCUGCUUCAUCGCUUCAAUCGAUUUCUACCAGAACAUUAGUUUGUGGUAAUUUUGCUACCAAUAUCUAGCAUUCCUAUGUUCUCGUAAUCAUAUGUUUCACGGGGAUAAUAAACGAUGAUUUCUACAGACCAAGAACUCAAAAUUUCUCGUAUGACUAAAAGAUCACAAAAUAAAAAAUUAUUCGGCCGCGAUAAUUACAAGUUACGCGAGUUCGUAUUACAGCCAUAUUGUAUCCGGUAUUUUGAAGUUAGCGGCGGAAAUCGUGGUAAAGAAAAAGGUCAGCUUCUUCUCAGUCAUGUUAAGUUCAUUGAAAAAGUGCAAGACGAUGAGCUUGAUAACAAAAAGAAUGCUUUCCAAGUCGCUUAUGCAGAAGAUGCGAUCUCCAGCACUUGGUAUCUUCUGUAUAUUGUCGCGAAUUCCUCCAUUGAACGAGAUGACUGGAUAAGUCUGGUUAGAUUUUAUACACGUGAACGAGGAGCUACUUUUCUACCACGUUAUCACCCCGGUGUUUGGAAACGCCCCGGCAGAUAUAGUUGUUGUGAUGAUAUUAAUCGUCGAUCUAUGGGAUGUCAACCUACUAAUGAACCAGGUCCAUCUGUGGUUAUUGAGCAACUUUGGCGAACAGCUGCAGGAGUUGAUUCAAGUAACUUUCAAACUCAAUCUUCACAGGUUGUGACGACAACUAAUCUGGUGACAAAUACACAAUCCUCUUAUCCCGUUUCUACUCCCCAAUUGGUUACAAUGCAGCUUAAUCCAAACGUACAACUUGCAUCCAAUCCACUAUCAGUAUCCGAUUUAAGUACGACGAAUGUACCUUCCACUGCGGCUUCAUUUAUUCCACUUACUUCUACUGUUGGGUUCCCUUUACUUCAUCAAACACCAGGUCUUUCAGCUCCUGUUACAGGAGUAUUGAUGUCCACUGUCGUUACUAGUUCGGUUUCUCCACCAACCUUAUUUCAAAUACAACAGCAACAGCUUCUGCUACAGCAAAAACAACAACAGCUUGCUAUGCUUGCAAAUACUAACGCAGGUCAAUUUUCUCAUUUAAACAAUGUAUUACGUCGGUCAGGAAUGAAUCAAAAUAGAGGACAUUCCCUACGUUAUAUUCAGCCAGCUUUUGAUAUGGAUGAAGGAGAAAAUACUGUCAUUGCAGUAUAUAACUAUAAUCCUGUAAGAGAGAACCAACUGCCUUUACAAAAAGGUGAGAAGUAUUACGUAGUCAAUCAAAGUAAUGCUCAAUGGUGGUAUGUUAGAAAUAUAGCUGGCCAAUUGGGUUACGUGCCUACCAAUUAUGUUCAUAAACCAAACAGUCUGAAUUCAUUUGAUUGGUAUUACAAAGAUAUCACUAGACAACAAGCUGAAGCUAUUUUGCUAGACGAGAAUCGCGAAGGUUGUUUUCUGGUUCGAGACUCAGUUAGCAAAAAGAACACAUACACUUUAUCAGUUACUUCGAAAGACCCUGAAGCGCCAGGAAAAUUAAAAGUACAUCAUUAUCAUAUCCAUAGAACAGAGUCAUCAAGUCUAAAUGGACACAUGAAUGGAUGUGGUAGUGGUAGCAAUGUUGGCUUAAAUUCUGCUGCAUCUGUUGCUACCAACGUUACAGUAACAACAAAUUCAACAUGUAAUACUACUGUAAAUAUGAAUGGUUCAACUGGCACAGGCUUGAAUACUCCUAAAGUUGGAUCAACCACUAAUGGAGAAGCACAAUAUUAUUUGUCUGAAAAGCAUGCAUUUCCUACAAUCAGUGAUGUAAUACAUUAUCAUAAGCAUAACUCUGGUGGACUGGUUGUUCGACUCAGAUCACCACCAACUAAAGAUCGCGAAAGUCCUGUCACUGCUGGAAUGGGUCUAGACGAGUUUGAACUCGACCCAGCUGAACUUCAUUUAGAAAGAGAGCCUAUUGGAAAAGGACAAUUCGGUGUUGUGAAACGUGGCAAGUUCCGAAACAUUCCUGUAGCUGUAAAACAAAUGGUCGAAGGAGCCAUGAAUGAAGAUGAUUUUAUUGAAGAGGCUAAAAAUAUGAGAUUCCUUAAUCAUCCAAAUCUUGUACAGUUGUUUGGUGUUGUAUUGAAAAAGCGUCCAAUUAUGAUUAUCACUGAAUACAUGAAACAUGGUUCUCUACGGGAUUUUAUGCGACAACGCCAGCCACAGUUUUGCAAUCGACCAGUUGUGAUGUCUGAUAUUUGUGCUCAAGUGGCAAAUGGAAUGGCCUACUUAGAACAAGAACAGUUUGUACAUCGAGAUUUAGCUGCACGGAACUGUUUAGUGAAAUCAAUAAGCCAAAAUUCAGUUCAUGUUAAGGUAGCUGAUUUCGGUAUGGCACGUUUCUUGCUAGAUAAUGUUUAUGAACCAAGCGCUGGAACGAAAUUCCCUGUUCGUUGGGCACCACCUGAAGUAUUUCAAUCUACUUAUACAGCUAAAGCAGAUGUAUGGAGUUUCGGUGUACUCAUGUGGGAAGUGUUUACCUGUUGUUCAGAAAAUCCUUAUCAAGGCAUGAACAACACACAAGUGUAUCAGUACAUUGUCGGUGGUGGUCGAUUGCAUAAACCUGCUGUAUGCCCCGAAAGAAUUUAUGUUUUAAUGCUUGAGUGCUGGCAACAUGAUCCUAGUAAGAGACCAGCAUUUGAAUAUAUUUGUCAAAAAAUUAGCGGAUAUCUGGAUCAAAACUGUGAGAAUUGACCUACUAGUUAUGUAAACAAUUAUCGUGAUUUUUAUGUGGAUAGAGUUUUGUUUAUUGGACGAAAUAACUCUUGGAAUUUGUAUUGUUAAUUCUGCAGAGUUAGAAUAAAAUACAUUAAGAGAAUGUUUCACAUAUUUCAACAAUUUAUCUAAAAAGAAGGAGCAAUCUGUAUGAAAGUCCACGGCAAAAAUCAUGAUGAGUAUAUAACAAAUUAUGGUUCAACCAACUAAAUUUAUCUUCAAAGUUCAUACCAUGACAACUUCUAACCCAUAUGUGUGUGAGUGCCAAGCAUUUCGUUUAAUUAUUACUUAUUCACUGUGGUGUUUAAUUAUUUUUUUGUUUUUUGUGCUUGUAUCUCUUGGAAUUUAGUCUUUUUUUAGUGUUUCGAUGCGUUUAUAAUUCCUUUCCUGUAUAGAGUCAGUCAUGUACAUCACUUUGUUCAUGUCACUUAAAUUAUCCCCAUCACAGUUUAGCUUCUUUUUCAAUUUUGUCAAAAAUAAUUCCGGUGCUAUUUUUACUUAUUCUUUCUGAGAAAUGACAAAAUUCUCCUUCAGAAAUUGUACUAAUCGAUUUUGAACUCUUCCAUGUUGAAUAAAAUGAUGUGUAGUGUAUUGCUUUUCUUUUUCCGAUGUCUCAAUAUAUACAUUAUUGCGUAUUCUUUUGUUUCUUUUCAUGUUGUCUCUAUUCUUAGUUAUUAUUAUUACUAUUAUUAUUAUUAUUAUCGUUGUUACUGCGCAACAUUUUUUCUUAUUUUCAAUCAAAUAAUAAUCUAUUUUUUAAAGAAUCAUGUAUGUUAUUGUUUCUUUUCACAAUUUAUGAUACUUCAGCGUUUUGUAUAGCUUUUGCUACAAAUGUAUUCUUGUAUAACAAUUAUCACAGAUUAUGCGAGCUAGCAAAACUGUUCUCUACGUCUUCUCUUCUCUCUCUCUCUCCAUAUAUAUAUAUAUAAACACUUGUAUUUAUCAUGUAUAGUGAUUGCCAAACAAAUAUCAGUAUAAAUACUUCUGACAUUACCUCCACGAUUUGAAAAAGACUUUUAAUGAGUAAACUUAUUAUUUUUUUUGUUUUGUUUUUCAAUUCUCAUUUUCCUCCCAUAAUUGUUUACAUUUUCACUUGGCCUAUAUUUCUAUUUAAUAAACAUAUUCAUCUAACUAAAAAACUGUAUUAUUUCUCUGUUAUUUUAUCACAUCGAUGUUUA